AUGAAGCUAGUUUGGUGCUCGGAGAUAGCCUCCAAGGCCUACAUCGACGUCGUAAAAGUCCUCGCAGACCGUGAACUCAAGGAGACCAACGUGGCAGAGCUGGCUUGGGAGCACGACGACGGCGCCGCCACCAGCCUCGGCCUCGAGGCUGCCGCACGGCACACGAGGGGGCAGCACGUGUGCAUCGUCCCAAACAAGAGGUUAGCUGCGGAGUACGAGGAGGUGAUGCGAAGAGCAGGGCUGCUGUUGGUGGAGUGGGGAGUGGUGGUUGGGGAGGGAGAGGAGGUGAUGGGGGAGCUGGAGGGGGUGGACUUCAUGGUGGUGGAAUGGCAGUCGAGGGAUGCGGCGAAGGUGCUGAGGGUGGGGUCGAGGGGGAUGGUGGUGGUGAGGAAGGGUGCCGGGAGGAGGCGGAGUAGGACAGCGGUGAUGGCGGUAGGGACGAGGCUGAUGAGGUCGGGGGGUGGUGCCGGAGGCACGACGGUCAGGGGUGGGGGGAGGGGCGUCGGGGUGUGGCGUGCGGGGAAGAUAGUUGUUGUCCAUAUUGUUGCGGCCAAUUCUCUCGUCGUCUGA
Molecule: messenger RNA, 570 nt
Organism: Elaeis guineensis (African oil palm)
Lineage: Eukaryota; Viridiplantae; Streptophyta; Magnoliopsida; Arecales; Arecaceae
Source: RefSeq, a predicted model, not a curated record